UGCUCUUCGCAAGCCACCGUUGGCGCUCUGCAGCCUCUGCAAUAUCUCGCGAGUUCCUUCCGUCGAAGAACGGAGGCAAGUAUGCGCGGUCCAACCGCGGAAGGGCCGUCGCAGUUCAGUGUCGAUAUGUACCCGCUCGUCGCGGAGUUGCCUCCGUUUAGCCCGGUGUCGUUGGUUCGGGGCUUGCCCGGGAGCACACGCCACUGAUGGCAACGUGACACGGGCUCAUCCUUCCGUGGAGUUGCAUUUUCUUCUCGACCAUUCCUAGCUGGGCUGGAGGAGCACAGAAAAGGAGCUGCCGCAGCCGAAGACGGCUCGCGUCGAGGCCGAUGACUUGACGUUCCGGGACCGUUCAAGCGUCGGCUCGCAUGACAGCUGCUCGCUUGUCAUAAGACAUUUCAGUGAGGCGUUUACGUACUUUCCCCCUCCAGCAUCUUUGCCAAUUUGAGCCGGCGUCGGGAAGAAGCGGUCCGACGAGGCUUGUCUCCAUUCGGCGGGCGAUAUGGGCGAGCAAGCGGAACCGAUGCAGUGGUUCGUGGAAAGGCGUCGUCCAAAUUCAGGUGGAGCAGGCAGCUGCAUAUGAACACACAAUAAUCACAGAAACAACCACAAUAGGCAAGGAAGAGAACACUCUUUCUUCCGCAGCUGCGUUGAGACGUUCAGCUCACACUGGUGACCUGCUAGCCAAUAGCUGUGUUGAGGAUGAGCCACAUCUGUACCUCAAGGAGCCAGUGAUCUACAGGUGGAAAGGGGACCCACUGCGGGCAGUGAUGCCUGGCAUGGUGAUGUUUCGGCGGCGCUGGUCAGUCGGCAGUGAUGACCUGGUGCUGCCUGCCCUCUUUCUGUUUCUGUUACACUGCAUCUGGUUGGUAGUUCUGUCCGUGGUUCUGUUCGGCCUUCCCUAUGGCUCUGACCAGUCCUGUUCUAUAACACUGGUUGACCAUGGUCGAGGGUACCUGGGCAUCUUGGUUAGCUGCCUUAUCUGCGAGAGUGCCAUCAUGUGGUUAAGUAUGAGAGGCAGCAUCCUGUACACACAGCCGAGGGAAGCUGUGCAGUACGUCAUCUAUAUCCGACUAGCCAUUCUCCUGGUAGAGCUUGUUUAUGCAGUAGUGGGAAUUGCCUGGCUUGUUCAGUAUUACCAGCCAUGCUCUGAUGUCACUGCCAAAAACCUAGCUUUGGGGAUUGUUGCAUGCAACUGGCUUGUGAUAUUGAGCGUCUGCAUUACGCUUAUGUGCACUUUUGAUCCUACCGGGCGGACAUUUGUCAAACUGAAAGCAACACGCCGGCGUCAACGAAACCUUACAACAUACACACUAAGACACAGACUUGAGGAAGGCCAGGCCAGCAGCUGGAGCAGGAGACUAAAAUUCUUCAUGUGCUGCACAAGAGCCCAGGACACACAAUCAGAUGCAUAUUCAGAGGUGGCAAGCCUUUUUGCGGAGUUCUUCAGAGACCUGGACAUUGUGCCUAGUGAUAUCAUCGCUGGCUUGGUACUCCUGCGUCAGACACAGAGGUCUAAAAGAUCAUCUAUUCUGGACCAGGCAAACAAUGAUAUUUUAGCUUUCCUUUCUGGGAUGCCUGUUACUCGGAACACUAGAUAUCUGGACUUGAAGAACUCGACUGAGAUGGGCAUGUACAAAGACGUGUGCUACUAUAUGCUCUUUGCUCUCGCUGCAUAUGGUUGGCCCAUGUACCUGAUGAGGAAGCCAGCCUGCGGACUGUGCCGCCUCGUUAGCACCUGCCCCUGCACAUCAGUGUCUGGCUCGCGUUUGUCCCAGUCAGUGACAGUGGAGGAGGACAAUUGUUGCGGUUGUAACGUUUUGGCCAUACGUAGACAAUUCUUGGACAGGGAGCUGAAGCAGAUUCACAUAGUCUACACUUCCUGUCAUGAUGCGGUUUAUGAAACUCCAUUUUUUGUGGCAGUGGAUCAUGAAAAGAAGAAGGUGGUCAUCAGUAUCAGAGGAACAUUAUCGCUUAAGGAUGCCUUGACUGAUUUGACGGGGGAUUCUGAGCGUUUGCCAGUGGAGGAGCAGCAAGGAACCUGGCUUGGUCACAAGGGGAUGGUUUACUCAGCAGAGUACAUUAAGAAGAAACUGGAGCAGGAGAUGAUACUGUCACAAGCUUUUGGAAGAGACUUAAACAAGGGAACCAUGCAUUAUGGACUGGUGAUAGUAGGCCAUUCUCUUGGUGCCGGCACUGCUGCCAUUCUCUCCUUCCUGCUGAGACCUCAGUAUCCCACACUUCACUGCUACUCUUACUCACCGCCUGGUGGCCUUCUUAGUGAGGAUGCUAUGGAGUACUCCAAAGAGUUUGUCACCUCUGUAGUAUUAGGAAAAGAUCUGGUGCCAAGACUGGGCCUGUGUCAACUGGAGGGAUUCCGUCGCCAUCUGCUCGAAGUCCUACAAAAAAGUAACAAGCCAAAGUGGAGGAUCAUUGUGGGAGGCACCAAAUGCAUCCCAAAAUCGGAGCUUCCACUUGAGGAGGAGGAUACUCCGUCUCAGCAAGUGGCACCCCCCAGCAGUCGCCUGUGGCUCCACCCCAGUGACCUCAGCAUCGCCCUCUCAGCCUCGACCCCCCUCUAUCCUCCUGGCCGAAUCAUCCAUGUGGUGCACAACCAUCCUCCAGAGACCUGCUGUGGUCAGGAAGAGCCAACAUACUCUGCUCUUUGGGGGGACAACAAGGCCUUCAAUGAGGUCAUCAUAUCGCCUGCCAUGCUUAAUGAGCACAUGCCUCACAUGGUGAUGGAGGGUCUCAACAAGGUCCUGGAGAACUACAACAAAGGGAAAACCGCUUUGCUCUCUGCUGCCAAGAUCAUGGUGAGCCCAACAGAAGUGGACUUGAACCCUGAGAGUGUGUUCAUGGCUGCAUCUGCAACAGCCCAGCAGACAAUGCCUAUAACCCACCAUCGCAGGAACAGUAGUGUUCGACAAAAAACAUUGUUACGUUCCUGUGCCCAGUCUGAAAUAUCUCUGGAUGGCUUCUCUGAGUGUCCUCCUCCUCCAGUUCCCGUAGUGUUGCGUGGAGCACGGGAGCGGCUGACUGUGGAGCUUAGGGACCGCAAAGCUCCUCUGGCUGUCAUGGAAAGCCUGUCAGACGCUGAAUCUGUCUACAGCCUGGAUUCCAGGCGCUCCUCUGCUGCGCUUAGAGGUUCUCCAAUGCUGAGUAGCCUCCCGUUCCCUUUGGAUGCCCCGAUUCCUGAAGAGAAUCCAUCUCUCAGCUCUCGCACUGAACUCCUGGCCGCUGACUGCCUCUGCCAGGGCACACCGGAACACCUGGGGGAGAUUGGGCCUUUCUUUACGCCACUGGACUCUGUAUCUAAUCCAGAAUACUCCAUUCAUCUGUCCCCUGCCACACCUCGCCACAGUGGACAUUAUUCCCCUCAGCCUUUCGAGACAGAGCCUAAUGCCUACUCUAAAAUUCCUUCUGAUGGGGAACAGAUGCCGGGCAUCUACAGUCCAGGUAGCACUCCUAACGCUCCCUGCAGUCCACAAAUUGCUUCUAAAGUGAUUGAUGGAGACAAGGAACAGUGGCAGUUGAGCACGGAGACUAGACGGGCAGCUUCCCCUCCGCCACCCCAGCUAUCAAAUGGAAACCCCAGCCGAACAGUGCUGGAAUUUGCACAGUACUUGGACUCACUAUUUAGACUAGAUGGCAGCAGCUCACCUCCAAUGGAUCUUUCUGAUGGGGAGUCGGAAUCAGGACGGGGUUCCCUUGGGCACGUGGAGUGUUUGGGGGAUGGACCGGAUGACAAACAGCUUCUAGCCAGGGCAACGUUGGAGCCGAACCUGGUCCCCAAGCCCCCACGUACUUUUGCCGGAUCUGCUGACCCCUCCUCUGGCAUCUCCUUGUCACCUUCCUUCCCUCUCUCAUCAUCUGAGGAACUCAAUGACCUUUCACCCGGUGAGGGUGCCCUACCUGCCAUUGACUCGCUACGAACAUCUAUCCCUGUCCACUGUCCUGAGGGGAACACUCUGUCCUCUAUGGUGUAAUCCACUCUAACCAGCUGUUUACUGCAAAUCAAGUGGUGCAGUCAUCCCAGAUUAUAUAUUUAAAAAAAAAACAACAAAACAUAUCACAGUAUGUGCAUGUGAUGGAAUGUAGUCACUCAUCAGAAACCGAAGGACGGAUCUUGACUCACUAACACACAAAUAAUUUCCAUUCUUCAGGUGUCCUCCCCCACUUGAAUGAUGUUUAUAGCAUUUUCACACUAUUGCAAUGAUAAUACAUAAUAUAAAAAAAUACCUCUCUGCAUGCCAGGGGGCUGUGCUGUUUUUGGGUGGAAAUGAACAACUGUAGCUUCACAAAUGCCGUUCCAACAAUGUUAUGAGACAUUUUCAGCAUAUGUUCAUCCCCUGAAUUGACUACGAUAGAGAGCGUCGUUAACUUAGCAGGGAUUCAAAAGCUAACACUGUAGAAGAAGCUAGUUUGCAUAGGCACAUCAUCUCGGGUUCCUGCACCCUCAGCAGCAUAUUUUCUUCCUGCUUUUCUUUUUCAUUGUUCAGUCAGGAAUGUGAAGAUGGACAUAUGUCAGUCGGUAGAAGCGUGAAGACGUGACACAAUGUUCCUCAGGUCUAUAUAGGGUUGCUGUCAAGAGAGAUUGCGUGUGUGGUUAAGGUCAUGUGUCUUAAACAUUUAGUGAUUGUGACAACGUUAUAACAGAUGCCGAUGGAUGUUUUUAAACCUUUUAGUUACUCUUUAUAGUGCAUGAUAGUUGUCUUUCUUUUCGAAGAGAUUUUGUCACUAAGCCACUUAGAUUGACAAUUGGGAACUUGUGCACACAUCAUGUUUGCUUAGUCCCCUCUCUGCCAAAUAAUUUAAUACAGUGAUAUUGCCAAAUGUAUUUCUCUGAUGUACUUUUGUGUAUGUUUAUUGCUUUAUUUGAGCACAAGAAGCUAUGUUUACUAUAUCCCCCCCAGCCUACCGUCAUUCCCAUGUAGACUGUUACACACCACAGGAAAGACACCACCUGACUGCCAUGGCUUUCCUGUUACCACUGCAUAUUUUGGUCAACCUUUAGGCAGCAAUAACCACCUAGCUCAUAGUUGUUUGUUUCCAAGAAACUGUACCGCUCUCAUGGCGGAGUUCUUUGCAGCUAGUUUCACAAAUGCUGCCGGCAUGUCAAAGAAAUUCUGUUUUUAAUUAUUUUUUUUUUCUCCAUUAUUAUAGCAGGGUAAUGCAAAUGCAGGAUCCCAGACAUAACCAUACGAUACGUCUUCUAAUUGUCCCAGGAUACAUUUUCUCUUGUUCUCAAGGUGCUCUCAGACAUGAUGGACAUCAGGUGUUUGCUUCCCUUUAAACUGGUUCUCCUCGCGCUUCCUCGAGGUUGGACUGCAUGGACAAAUGAGCUGGUGUCAAUUCUACACGUGGCAUACAAUCUUCCAUAUCACCAAGGGUGUAACAGGUGGCUUACUACUUGGAUUAUUUAUUACGAUAAAUGCUUUCACUUUUAUUGCUGUAUUUGAUGGUAAAGUUAUCUUUAUUGCUCUUGAAAACAGGUUGGUGUUUUUUUUUAUUAUCUUGCUUUUUUUUGUGUCUUUUUUAAUAAUUUCUCAGAAGUUGUCCAUUUAUGCUUUUCUUCCCCCGUCGAAGGGGAAAACUUUUUAACAUUCGGCCAUGGCACAUUUAUGAAUGUUCCGUAGUGGUGAGACAUUCUGCAGAAUGACCUUUGGUGCAAAGCCGAGCUUGGAGUCACCAAUGUGAUCAUCUCUGUUUGGAACAAGAGUUGUUACUCGCAGCACAUCUCACAUCUUGCCAGUUUACAUUCUGUCACCGUACAGAUCAUCUUGCCAGUCCCACUUCUCUCACACAAAUACUCUUGGGUUAUAAACCCAUUAAAUAGGUAAGCUUGCAGCCAGUCAAAGCACUGUUUGGCCAUGAUGUGUACAGCACCAUUCUCUGUGUGUAUUAUUUAUGCAAAUGUCUAAAAGAAGAAUAUUUAAUUCCAAUAGUCAUGUGGAGAACAAGUGUAUAACAAAAAGAUAGCUAUAUAUUUAAAAUAUCAAUAUUGACAUAUAGUACAAGGAAUAUUUCAUCUGAAAGUUAUUUAUUGAAACUACUGGAAAAAUUUACAAAUUGUUCUAUGAAGAGAGAGGAAUAUUUGCUUAUAGGUCGUUUCCAUGUUUACCUGGUUUGCUUCCUUCCUCUCCUGCCCCCAUUGGGAAUGUAUUCGAUCCCUCCUCUUAUUGAACUUGUCUGUUAUGGAAUAAAUUUAAAA
This is a messenger RNA of Phycodurus eques (leafy seadragon), 6214 nucleotides long. RefSeq names its product diacylglycerol lipase, alpha (gene dagla). The transcript has 22 exons. NCBI's taxonomy places the organism in Eukaryota, Metazoa, Chordata, Actinopteri, Syngnathiformes, Syngnathidae. Gene Ontology annotation, biological process: lipid metabolic process. Bases 771 to 3989 code for a protein of 1072 amino acids. The record is from RefSeq and is a predicted model, not a curated record. Gene Ontology annotation, cellular component: postsynaptic membrane; dendrite membrane.